UUGACGAAGCGACUGUUUUCUACCAAUCAACUUUCGUUUCCGGAUAGAGGUCUUUUCUGAAUUUUCCCCGUUAGUCUUGGAGAGUAAAUUCUUGCGAACAAAUUCAGAGUUUAAAGAUUAUUAUUUGGAAUCAUGAAGGACAAAUCAGGCGUAGGAAUAGUGCUUGGAGUAGAGAAAACGUCGGACCGAAAUAUUACUCGUGGAGAGACCAUUGGAAGCAAAAUGAAGGAGAAAGUUAAGGAUGAGGCAGAUGAGCUGAAGGACCUGUCUGAGGCUGUCAACAAGCUAAAUAUUGCUCCUGAAUCAACUAGUGAUGUGGAAGAGGAUGAUAGUGAAAUACUUGCAAACAGGGGUGGCAAGGAUGGUGAUAAAGACGAUGAUUCAGAGUUUGUUGAACGUGGUCCGAUGCAUGGCCAGCCAGUGAUUACCACAAGAAAAUCAUACCCAAAUGUCCCAGUUAUGCAGCCAAAUGGGACAUAUUUCCCAUCAAAUUAUAGUCAACAAGAACCGCCGUAUAAUACAAAUGGUAGACGUCCAUAUGACGAUGACUGCGAUGAUUUUGGUUCCUCGCAGCCAUCAAAAUUUGUCAGGCCUGGCUUAUUUCCGUUACCUACAACUUUUCAGCCUGGGAUGUUUGACAGUAAUGCAACCUUAAACAACUUGAACCAGCAGGCAAAUUUCCCUGCUUUCACCAACGCUGGAAUGCCACAACAGUUCUAUACACAAGAUUUUGCACCAACAAGCACAAUCAAGAUGAACAACAGGAUGAAUGGGGGAGAGGUGACUGUUCAGACACAGUUACCAGAUAUAACAGAAGCUGAUAAACUCUUGGACGCUAUUGUUCCUGGGAAUGCUUUUGACCUCCCCACCACAAAUAUGACUUCAAUGGGCAACGGAAUGGCGAACUUGUUUCAAAUGACCAGUCAGACCGACUUCAAUGCUCAAACUUAUAAGGACUACCGCAGGCCUUCAGAGACAAUGUCUGACAGCGGUGUAGAUUCCCAGUCAGAGGGCUUAGGGAGCCCCUACUCUGACAGGGCCGUGAGCCCAGGCAGCCAGACCUAUAUGUCACCACCUUCUGUUGACAGUGCCUGUGGGCUCAGUCCCCAGCAUGAAACUCAGCUGGUUAUGGGCAUGUCACCACCCAAGUACCAUGGGGCACCUUCUCCAAAUUAUCGAGCCACACCCUCUCCAUCCUCUGGCUAUGGAAGCCCCCUGAUGCAGAUGACGGAGGAAAGUCAAAACAGUUUUAGCAUUGAUGCUGAAGAAUUGAAAGAUGUAGAGGAAGCCUUCAAACAUGUUAUUGAAGAUGGAGAGAGGGAAAGGGAACGCAAGAAGCAGAUUGCUUUAAACAGACAGCAGCAGCAGCUACCUAAUUUUAUGCCCCACAUGAUGCCUCAGCUCCAACUAGGGCCCCCUGCUCCACAACUUCAGCCAGCAGUAGCUCCUGUUCUGCAAAAUAUGGGUCAACCUGGUCAACAGAUCGUCAUGCCAAAUGUUACAGCAGCUAAUCAGCCUAUAAUUAUACUGCCUGCAGGCAUGAGGAUUGUGAAUCCACCCCCUUCUAAAAAGAGGGAACCAAGAAAGAUUCUGCCGAAGAUAUCUGGACAGCAAACAUCUGGCUCUAGCACACCAAACCAAGCAAUCUCAACCAUGGCUGGCCCACAACCCAAGGGUCGUGUAACUGCUGCAGGAAGACAGUCUAGUGCCAACAGAGGCCCUGGUGGCAAUAGGAAUGAGAAUGUUGACAAAGAAAAACAGAACAAGCUGUUGAUGAUUGCGAGACGUACAGUCGCAGACAUGGAGCGAAUGAAACUGGAGAAAUGUGACGAAGAGGGUGACACCUAUCUGCACAUUGCCGUCCUGAAAACAGACUGCCACAUGUUACAGGCUUUACUGGAGCGAUUGAAGCGUGAACAUUUGGAGUACCUAGUCGACAUACAGAACAAGAAGCGCCAGACCCCACUAUAUCUGGCCGUGUGUAUCAACCAGCCAUACAUGGUUGCUAUGCUCAUCAAAUAUGGCGCCAACGCAAACUUUCUUGCAGAGAACCUUUCAACGGACGGUCUCACGAGGGAGGUAAAGGCCGCGAUACACGUUGCUGCCUCGUGUGGCAAGGAACAUCAUCGAACACUAGUUGAGCUUCUCAAAGCCCCCGAUAUCACCAUCAACAACUGCAACAAUUAUGGUCAGACUGCCCUUCACUGUGCGAUACUGGCCCACGGACGCAUGAAGAAACGCGCAGACAGCACUGAGCGGACAGACAGUCGCCAGAUCAUCGUUACCCUCAUCAACGCGGGCGCAGAUCCUUCAGCACAGGACAAGAAAAGUGGGCGGACUCCUCUCAUGUAUGCUAUCGAGCAGAAAAACGUAGACCUUGUGGACACCAUUUUGAAGUGUGUCCCGAAAGACAAAGUUAAGAAUGUGGUUAAAACCCAAGCCUUUGACGGCAGCUCAUGUAUUAAGAUUGCUGAGGGUUUGAAGGCAAGUUUUGAGGUGGAGAUUUGGAACAGACUUUGGAACACUCUACAGAGUGCAGCCAGUGGACCUCGAUAAGUGACACAAGAAUUUCUGUGGAAAAAUGCCAUGGAAUGUCUCAGAUACAGUUUGAACUCAUGAGCUGGUUUCAUUUUUUAUGUGGUACGUGUACAUAGAUAUGUGCGUGCAGGGAGAAUUGUGUUAAUUAUUGAAGAGAACAAUUUAAAUACAACUGUAUAUCAAUGUUGUUGUAAAAUAACUGUAAAUCAAAUAUUGUCAGUUGCAACUGUAAAAAGCCCACCUACUGGAUUGUAAAUGGAUUAGUGUUUUUUUUAAUAGAUGAUGAUGAUAUAAUGUGGUAUGAUGAAUUUCAUGCGGUUAACUCAUUGAUGUAUGUAUCAUUGUGCUUAAUGUCUGUACUAGAAACGUCCAAUGUAUUUAAAUAGAUUUAUAGACUCGCUAACAGACUUUAUUUCGGCAACCGUUUUUUAUUUUUCUUGUUUUGAAUCAGCAAACACCAAAGAACUACAAGUAGAUGCCCAUUUUAGCAGAAUUGUGUAAAUUCAAGCCUAGAAUAAUUCAACUUUUAAUUGCAUUGCUUACGCUUGUGGCAAUAUGGAGCUUAUUUUUCUGUCACAUUUUAAAUAAUUUUUAGCAAGAUAGCCCUAAUUAGAACUUUCGAUGAUGUUAUAUCAUUGUUACAAGGAUUUCGUUUACAUAUCACAUUUUUUUUUCAUUUUAUUUUUCUAUGUUCCAAUGACAAAAAGUGAAUGAGUCCCUUAAAUACCUAAUAAUGAUAUAAAACUUGUUGGCAAUGUUUAUUAGUCUUAUGAACAUGUCAAUCUAUUGCUUUCAUUGUAAAUAGGCUUUGUCUAUGCUUAUCUUGAUAAUGUAACUGAAUUUUAGAAAAUUAUUUUGAGUGUGUUUUUAUCGGUUCUGGGGAUUUGUUGCGUUUGUAAAAAUACAUUUGUCAUAAAUGUUAUAAGUUACCAGUCUUACAUACCGUACAUAUGUAGUUCUAAUACACCAAGGUCAAGGUCACUUUAGUUGGUUCUUUCAUGUUUGAAAUAAUUAUUAAAUUGUUCAAUGUUAUACCAAAGAUGCUGUAAAUAAGACUUUAAAUGUCAAGGUUCAUCACAUGAUUCAAUCAACUACAGCAAAAUACAUUAAUGUGUCAUAGUUUUUUAAAAUGUUAUAAAUGUGUUUGUUGUGGCACCUACAAUUUGCUCCAAAAUCUCCUUGGUCAGUACUUUACAAAUUUUAACACUCUGGUUAAAUGCUACAUGUAUGUUAUGAACACAGUCUCUGCGCUACCCCGAAUUCUUUACAGAUUUUGCCUGUGCCAACAGGUUUAAAAAAAAAAGAAGAAAAAAGAUUGUAUUUGACAAAUUCCCCAUUUCACCCCUUUAAGCCUCAAUUAAACUACAGUACUUAUUGUUUAAUGGCAUUUCAAAGUGUAUAUCUUAAGACGAUUAAUUAAACUCUUAUAAUCAUAACCUAUUAUUGAGUAUACAUAAAAGGUAAAGUAAGUUUUUGUGUAAAUAUCAUUUGCCUUGUGUAUGAUGUCAAGCAUUUUCAAUAUACAUCUUAUCGUAUUUCCUUCACUUACUACUGGUAUGCAAACAGGAAAAAUGUUAUGUGUUAAAAAGAAACAUGUUAUUUGAUUACAUUAAACUUAUUUGUUUAACAGCAAAAUAGUGCCAUUUGUCAAUAUGGUAUCAAAUCUAACAAAUUUUCUACAUAUCAUUGCCCAUAUGUACAUUGCUCAUUGUUACAACUUCUUUUAUGAGAUUUGAUUUAUAUAUUAACUUUUCGCAAUUUUAACAUACUUUCUUGAAUGUGUGUACAUUUCUUGAAUGUAUGUACAUUUCUAGUUAUUAAACAUGUAGCUGCUAUAUACAUGUACAUUGUGCUUGCUGUAAUUCAUUGUCCAUUGAUCUUUAUGUUUUAUGUAUUGUUUUCAUUGUUUAAAUAUUUCAUUCUACAUUUAUUAUUGAAUCGUAAAUCAUUUACUUUUGUUUGUUAAUCUCCUUUUGGAUGAAUAUUUGAGAAUAAAUUAGAGAAUGUUUAAA
Messenger RNA from Mya arenaria, 4550 nucleotides. RefSeq lists its product as uncharacterized. NCBI's taxonomy places the organism in Eukaryota, Metazoa, Mollusca, Bivalvia, Myida, Myidae. Gene Ontology annotation, molecular function: protein binding. Bases 133 to 2556 code for a protein of 807 amino acids. The record is from RefSeq and is a predicted model, not a curated record. The transcript has 7 exons.